ACAUUCAACUCGUAUCUCAAUCGGUUCGUGUUCGUCGAGUUCGCUGCUUUGUGAUUGUGCUUCUUGCACUGGCACUUGGCGCUAAGAUUCAAUUGAGCCAGAAUGCUCCGACUUUGCCGCGGAGCAGUCGGUCGCAAUAUGUGUUCUGCUCCGUCGUAGCCUCAAUAACGUUAAUACGCAGAUGAUAUACAAAUCCAAACUAAAACCAAAUAUAAAAUCAAAACAAAACAAAACAAAUUAAAAGCCACAACAUUUUAAUGUCACUAAUUUAGCAACAAGUGUUAAUCUUAAUGCAGAUAUAUGCACGUAUAUACUUUUGCGUAUAAAUAAUACAUUCAUUGGCUUGCCACAAACAAUUCAUAGACUAACGACGAUAUAUAAGUUAUUUAAAAAAUUAAAAAUAAAGGCGUGCCAGCCUCUGGCCACACAUAAACAACUAAAAUGGAAAACUAUGAAAAUCAUAUUAAAACUAAAAGAUCUCCAACGGUUUUUGGAUCUGCACUUGUUCCAGCUAACUCAAGUACUCCGUAUUCAGAUGCAACUCAAACAAAAAAACAUUCUCCUGGCCAUAUAAAAAGGCCAAUGAAUGCAUUCAUGGUCUGGAGUCAAAUGGAACGACGGAAAAUAUGCGAAAAAACGCCAGACUUGCAUAAUGCUGAAAUUUCCAAGGAACUAGGCAGACGAUGGCAGCUUUUAUCUAAGGACGAUAAACAGCCAUAUAUUAUCGAAGCAGAAAAGCUGCGAAAACUUCAUAUGAUAGAAUAUCCAAAUUAUAAAUAUAGGCCACAAAAAAAACAAUCAAGAUCGUCAGUCGUUUUAAAGCAAAAUCAGGAUAUAGAUAUCGAUGUUAAGCAGGAUUCACAGAAUCUGACGACACCUGUUGCAAUAAAUGGAACAUGUACUGCCGGUCGGAAAAACAAAAGAUCUACCUCUUCUUGUCAAUCUAGUGCGUUGUCAAAACGUCUAAAAAAUGAUUCAGGUGAUAAUGUAAAAUGUAAUAAUGACAUAAAGACCCCCUCCAGUACUUUUGAAGUUGUACUCCCACCGGAAAAGGAUUAUGUAAAUCUCCAGUCAGCCGAAUUUGUACAAACAAAUAAUCGAAUCGAUUGCGGUAUACAUUCGGGCGAUAGUAUUGUUAAACUGGAAAAUGUAUCGGAUAACAAUAAUGCCCUUAUCACACAAGAGAAUUUGUCAUUUCUUCAAUUCUUUGAUAAUCCGCAAAAAACUGAAGACGCAACUCUAGAAACGAACUUAUCGUGUAUUAGUCAGGGCGUUAGCCAACACGUCCAGCCAAAUUUUGGUGAUUGUCAGAAUAUUGGAGAGCCCGUAUUUGAUUCUGAAGAAAAUAUUGUGAACGAUGCAAAUUUGCAUUCGGCUAGCCAUCACAUAUCCCCCUAUGUGCCAGAUACGCAGGAGUGUUUUACAGAAGACUGUGGAUCCGAAAGUAUACCCCAUCAGCCAUUCUACGCAUUGCGGCCACAAACAGUUACAAUGAACAUUGAAAUUCAUAAUAGUCCAGUUACCUAUGGAGCGAAUACAUUCCAAAAUGAAGAAUUCAACCCAAUUCCAUCGACGACCGAAGACAGCGACUGUAGCAUCCUAACAUCUACACAUUCGCCACACAUUGGCUUUUGUAGUAGCAGUAUAGACAACAGUCUGGUGGAAUCUGAAGGUAUUACAAAUCCAUGUACAUAUUCUAACCAGGACUACAGCGGUAAUUUGAUUGGAGCAAAUAAUGAUCUCAACUACUCAGUACAUGAUAACGAUGGAGCUCUACUGGCUUAUACUUUUGAGGAUCUACCACCUCAACCAACUGGUAGUCAUCUAGAAUUUAAUACUAACAGAUAUGAGUUUUCAAGCGUAUACAAAAUGUGAGCUAUAGAAUGUGAGAAAUAUUUAAGCUUUGUGUAAUUUUUAAUAAUAUGUUUUUACGUUUAUAAUUAUACACCAAAAUAUAUACACAUAU
Molecule: messenger RNA, 1966 nt
Organism: Drosophila mojavensis
Lineage: Eukaryota; Metazoa; Arthropoda; Insecta; Diptera; Drosophilidae
Gene: Sox14
Product: putative transcription factor SOX-14
Exons: 3
Coding region: 442-1875 (477 amino acids)
Biological process (GO): anatomical structure morphogenesis; positive regulation of transcription by RNA polymerase II; cell differentiation
Molecular function (GO): DNA-binding transcription factor activity, RNA polymerase II-specific; RNA polymerase II cis-regulatory region sequence-specific DNA binding
Source: RefSeq, a predicted model, not a curated record